AGUCUAGCAAAACAAACUUUUUAGUUUGUAUAAUUUCAUACAAUGAGUGUUUCCAUUAUUGUUUUCGCAACGAUUUUCGUAAAAAUACUUACAGUGGAAGGGUGCAAAAGGAAUGGUCAUUGCUGCCUUGGAUACACAUGGGACAUCCAAACAAUGUCAUGCAAAAGAACAUCAUGCAUUAAAGGGUACACUGGGCUUUUAUGCGAUAAAAAAUGUCCAUUCCCGACGUUUGGAAAGGAAUGCCAAAGCACGUGCAGCUGUGGUUUUGAAACUUGUGAUCACAUCUAUGGAUGCAUUGCUGAACGUGAGUGUCAGGAUGGAUACUUUGGUCCAAACUGUAGAAAGAUUUGCCCAUAUCCAACGUUUGGAAAAGAUUGUCAACUGGAAUGCAAUUGUAGCAAAACACUGUGCAGCCCACGGCUUGGUUGUAAAGAUAAAUUCCUCAUUUCCAUUAAAUCGACGCCAGAAUGUCUAACAUUUGAGCAAUCUGUUUCAACUGAAACUUUAUUUGUAAAAAGUACAUCGACUAGUAGGGUCAUCACAAGCGACGGACAUUUCACCAUCACUGUCAUUUUAAUCUUCACAAGCAGCGCAGUUUUUGUGGCACUAGUGUGUUCUUUUGUUUUUUGUUGUACAAAAAAUAGAAGGCAUGGGUCUCAGCAAGAAAGCCAAAUAUCAGCAGAUGGUGAUUUUGGAUCAAAACAAAAUGUGGGAACGUCGAAAGAAGUUCCAAAUGAAAAGAGGUAUACUCUUCGAGAAAAUCUGACAACACAUUCAAAAAAUGUAGAGAACGAAAAUCUCUCACAUUUACAGGAACAAGAAUUGUACUUAACACCACAAUUCGAAAGAGAUACUGAUGAUGGUCACAACCAAAACGAGAUUUACCUUACUGUUUUAUAAUAAAAAAAUUAAUUCUAAACAUAAUAGCGAAAUUUAUAAGAUAGGAAAUAUGAUAAUUAUACAUUAAAUAUCUAAGGAAAAAACAUGGUAUUUCAAGAAUGUAUGAGAAAAGGACCGGGAAUACUAUGUGCUCUUAAUAUUUUAAAAGAAAACUUUUAAAUUGAGUUUUAGGAUUGUAAUAAACUAUUUUUCAAGUGUUUUCGCUUAUGACGUAUUUCAUGGAAGCGGUAAAUACAUGUAUACGUAAUAACUGGUGUACGUUAUAUCCGAAACCGGAAAUGUCCAAGAUCAUAGUGAUUGCUCAGAACCAGUUCAUUCAUUGAUUUUGACAACUGUCAUCUGCCGAUCAUUGGGUUCAGACAACAAUGCAUUUCAUCCUUGUUAGUUUUUAAAAUAAAUUUCAGGGCAUGCAUUAGACCUGUCACCAGUCUAGUACACUCUGCCUGCAAUUUGCUGUAGACCGAAUUUUAAUUAAUGACGCACCGGCAUCGGUGCACAUUCAAAUUAAGAUGUCUAAUUUUAGAAUUAGUAUUACAUGUAAUGCCCAUACCCUGAAAUAAAAAUAAAAGUACAUUC
Molecule: messenger RNA, 1476 nt
Organism: Ostrea edulis (European flat oyster)
Lineage: Eukaryota; Metazoa; Mollusca; Bivalvia; Ostreida; Ostreidae
Product: platelet endothelial aggregation receptor 1-like
Exons: 5
Coding region: 43-900 (285 amino acids)
Molecular function (GO): scavenger receptor activity
Source: RefSeq, a predicted model, not a curated record